AUGACUGAAGCUAGAAAACUUAAAAUACUUUGCAUCCAUGGAUACAGGCAGAAUGGCAAAGCAUUCACAGAAAAAACUGGAUCAUUUAGAAAAAUUGUGAAAAAAUAUGCAGAUCUAAUCUACAUUUCAGCGCCCCAUAAAGUUCCUCCUGGAAAUCUUGGCAGUGCUGCAUGGACAACUCAGCCACCAGGUAGUUCUCAAACUGUAGGUCCUGAUGGAGCUGGUGUAACUGAAGGGAAAGACUCAGAUGAGAGAGGCUGGUGGUUUUCUAGAGAAGAUGACUAUUUUAAAUCCACUGACUACAGUGAUAUCUCUAAAGGUUUUGAUGCAUCCCUUCAGAUGAUCAUUAAUAUUCUUGAGAAUGAAAACAGUGGAGGAUUUGACGGUAUUAUUGGCUUCAGUCAAGGAGCAUGUUUAGUGUCAAUUCUGUGUUUGAUACAGCAAAUGGAGAAGAAAAAAUGGUUUAAGUUUGCAGUUCUGUUUUCAGGAUUCAAGAGCCCUUCAUCGAAUCAUAAUAAGUACUAUACUCAGAAAGCAACUAUUCCUUCACUGCAUGUCUUUGGUGAUUCUGAUCAGAUUAUAACUGCUGAUAGAUGUGAGGAGUUAAUGUCCUUCUUUGAAAACCCAAAGUCUUUGAGGCACCCUGGUGGUCAUUUUGUUCCAGGGUCUGCCCCACAGAAGAAAGUCUACAUAGAGUUUUUUGAGGAAAUGGUUCAGUACUGCCAGAAUGUACAACACAGUUGA
Messenger RNA from Candidula unifasciata, 744 nucleotides. The record is from the annotation of a GenBank genome assembly. NCBI's taxonomy places the organism in Eukaryota, Metazoa, Mollusca, Gastropoda, Stylommatophora, Geomitridae.